AUGUGCAUUGAAGUUCAUAAUAGACUGGAAAUAUGGAAAAUAAUGAUAUCAGAUAGCGAUAAGCAGGCUAAAGCCCGGCAAAUUAUUGAAGAAAAGAAGAAAUUGCUUGCAGAAAGAGUUCAAAAGGUAAAUUUUAUAUAGCAAAAUGAAGAAAGAAAAAAGCAAGAAAAGCAAAAAGAAUUAGAAAAACAGAAAAAGCAACUUGAAAAAUUUAAGAAUGCGAAAGGGUGACAGCCAGCAAAGCAGAAAGAAAUAGAAAAAGAAAACGUACAAGUGAUAGAAAUUGCAAAAAUUGAAACUCUUCCACCAUUUGUCCUGCACAUGAAACCAUUGAUACCACCAUUAUCUGUAAAUGAGGAGCCUCAAAAAUCAAUUACUCCUGAUUCACAAAUGAACUAUGAAGAAGACUUCGAAGAUGAAACACCUAUAGAGUCAUCUGAUGAAUUAAAAGAAGAAACCCCACUCAAUUUUGAAUCAGAGAUUGUUGAUGAUCUGGAAGAAUCGUCAUUAUGCAAUUUUAAAUGCUCUGAAACUGAUUUUCCUAACUCACCUUUUAAAAAUCUGUUUUAAAUUAAGGGAUUGUUAUUAUUUUUUUAAAAGUAAUAAACAAUUAAUCAUAAUUUAAAAUUAUUAAAAUAAAAUAUACACUGAAUGUAAUAUUUUGAAUUUUGAUUAAUUUUACCUAUCGAAUAUCCAAUUUAAAAAUUAAAAUUAAAGGGGAUUUAAAUUUUCAAAAAAAGGAAAAUUUGCUGACAUCUUGUUUCAAUUUAGGGUAGUAAGCUAGAAUCGGUAAAUAUAAUAGAAGAACAACCAAAAUCUUCAUUCCAUCUAACUCUUGAACCUUCGCCAACUAAUAAUACUCAGCCAACUUGUAUUUCAUCUAAAGAUCCAAUUCAAUCUUUAUCUGAAAAGCAAAAGGAUUGGCAUAUAGAAAUUACUAACCCCCCUCCCUUUAAAUUGUAACAAAAAAUUCUGUUCCAAUUGAAACAAAGGAUAUAAAUUGAACACAAAUAUUUUUGGAUUUUAAUUUAUUUUAUAAAGAAUUAAUUAAAAAAAACAAUCGAUUCAAUGAGAAAACUCUUUUCAUAAUAUUCUUCUUGCAAUUUUUUCAUUAAAUUAGGUUAAAACUAAAUUUUAAAAAUUAGUAUUUUCACCUAUAAAUUUUUCCUAUUAAAAAAUAAAUUUUGUGGAAAUUUUACCGAUAUUUUUGUUGCAAUUUAAAGUUACGGGAGUGAGACUGAAAAGCUUAUUAUAAAUGAUAGUACCCCUGAAGCAACGAAGACAUAAAUAAAAUAGUGGCAUCACUGACCGUCCUAUUCCAGACCUUUUCUACAUAUGAAGCCAAACUGAGCAAGAAAGAAAGCACUGUGCUUGGUAUAUGUGCUCCGUUGGGCUUUGCCUUUCCUCGUUCGUUAAUUAGGAAAGCCGAUCAAAGCUAUAGGAAUUGCCCGAGGAUGGCGCUAUCUUGCACCAUCCUCGGGCAAUUCAAAAAAUGGCCCCACACCGGGAAUCGAACCCACGUGUGGGGCCAUUUUUGGUGCGUGUAAGUCGAUGUUGGCCACACACCAAAAAUGGCCCCACACGUGGGUUCGAUUCCCGGUGUGGGGCCAUUUUUGAAUUGCCCGAGGAUGGCGCAAGAUAGCGCCAUCCUCGGGCAAUUGCUAUAUCUCUGCUGACAAACUUAGGGUGAUUCGCCCGCAGCUAAGCAAGCCUUUUACGAAGAUUUGGCUUGGGUAUAAAAUUACUAAAGGAGGCUAAUCUUUAAUAAUACUCUCCUAAUCCCUAAAGCAGAAUAUGAAAAGCAAGAAAAACUAUCAAAAGUUGAAGAAAUACCAAAUAAUGAUAAAAUUAAUGAUAUUUUUACUAUAGAAGAGCCAGUAACUAUAGUUGAUCACACUGCGUAUUUCCCUGAAGCUCCAAUGCUUAUGAAUUUCAAUACUUUUGGUGAAAACUUUUAUUCAAAAAAAAAUAAAAGCCGCUAUGGCAUCGAAAUUACUCCAGAAUUGAGAAACCAAGAAAAUAUUGAAUCAACUCCAAACGAAAUUGAUGUAUUAAUUGAUGAUUUAGAAAAUGAAAAUGCUAGAAUAGAUGAAGAUAUCAAUGUUCUGAUUGGUGAUCUCACACAAGUUCAAGAAGAUAACUCUGAUUUGAAGCCUAAAAAAGGCGAGCUAAUACUCAUUGAUUACGAUGCUGACGAGAAAAAGAAAGAAAAAUUUGAACUAUUUAAGAAGAAAAAAGAGAUUAAAAAUGAGAGAGAAAGAAAAAACUGAAACCAAGCUAUCCCAGUGCCAAUUUCGCAACAAACUUCGAAUAGCCCCAAGCCACAAAAACGAGUAAUAGAAACUAAAAUUGAUUCUAAAGACCAUUCUCCAAGAGAAAACAUAAAGCAUAACCAAAAUCAACUAACUGCUUGCAUUCAAAAAGCUACUAGAAAAGUCUCAAGCUGCAUAGAAGCCAAAAAUGACUCUAAUGAGCAUUCUCCUAGAAGAGUCAUACAAAACCCAGAAAACCAGCUUAAUGCUUUUAUCCCAAGAACUAAAAAAAGUACCAGUCCAAACAUUAGUCCAAAACCCAAUAAAAAGCAAGAAUCUUCUAAUUUAAAAAGUGAAAAUAUAGUCUCACCUCAACCUCCUGAGCAGCCAAAAUCUCGUGCGCUAACUGAAGAAGCAAAGCAAGCAAUUGCUUCAAAAUACAGGCGACAUAAAAAUCUUCCAAAUUUAGUCUAUAAUAAGCCCACAAAUAGAAAACUUAUUAAAAAGGCAAUCACACAAGUAUGUUGUGCAGGUGAGCCAAAUCGAGCUCUUCGAGAAGAAGCGAUUGAAGUGAUUGACAAAAAUGAAGAAGUUAGCUAUUUUAUAAUUGUUUUCAAAAGCGAACUCGGUAGAAGAGAUUUAAGGGCUAUUUAUUCACAUGACCCUAAUAAUGGUGACGUCAAGAAAAUUUAUGGCCCAGCAACAAUGCCAGAACAACUCAACAGUGGUAUGGUUAAGGGAUAUUUUAGAUUUGAUUCAGGAUCCAAUGAGUUUAAACCUAUAGAAUGCAAAGAUUUUAUUACGGGCACUGAUGCAAUUGUUCUAAAAAUUAAUCCAAAAAUUUAUUAA
Molecule: messenger RNA, 3101 nt
Organism: Blepharisma stoltei
Lineage: Eukaryota; Ciliophora; Heterotrichea; Heterotrichida; Blepharismidae
Source: the annotation of a GenBank genome assembly